UCUGCAGACCAAUUAAAGGCGAAAAAGAUGAACGAAGGCUCAGCCCCCGGGGGCUUUAGGGGAGGGGGAAGACGAAGCUUGAAAGACUUGGUAAUGGCGACGGGUUUGUCGGAGCACCAUAACAUGGUGUGGGAAGUGAAGACAAAUCAGAUGCCUAAUGCAGUACAGAAACUCCUGCUGGUGAUGGACAAGAGAGCGUCAGGAGUGAAUGACUCGCUGGAGUUGCUGCAGUGUAAUGAGAAUUUGCCAUCCUCUCCAGGAUACAACUCCUGUGACGAGCACAUGGAGCUUGAUGACCUUCCUGAACUUCAGGCUGUUCAGAGUGAUCCUGCCCAAUCUGCCAUAUACCAGCUAAGUUCAGAUGUAUCUCAUCAAGACUAUCCAAGACCAUCUUGGAGCCAGAAUACCUCAGACAUAUCAGAAAAUGCUCACCGGGAAGAUGAGGUGGACUGGCUGACAGAAUUAGCAAAUAUUGCCACAAGUCCACAAAGUCCACUGAUGCAGUGCUCCUUCUACAACAGAUCAUCUCCUGUACACAUCAUAGCUACUAGCAAAAGUUUACAUUCCUAUGCACGCCCACCACCAGUGUCCUCUUCUUCAAAGAACAGGCCAGGCUUCCCUCAUGACCAUUGGAAGGAAGAAACACCAGUAAGACAUGAAAGGGCGAACAGUGAGUCUGAGUCUGGCAUUUUCUGCAUGUCCUCCCUGUCAGACGACGAUGACCUGGGCUGGUGCAAUUCCUGGCCAGCAACUGUUUGGCACUGUUUUCUGAAAGGCACACGACUGUGCUUCCAUAAGGAAAGCAAUAAGGAAUGGCAAGAUGUUGAAGACUUUGCUAGAGCCGAAGGCUGUGAUAAUGAGGAAGAGAUUCAAAUGGGCACCCACAAGGGCUAUGGUUCUGAUGGUCUAAAGUUGUUAUCCCAUGAAGAGAGUGUAUCAUUUGGUGAGUCUGUGCUGAAGUUGACAUUUGAUCCUGGUACAGUAGAAGAUGGCUUGCUUACUGUGGAGUGUAAGCUGGACCACCCAUUCUAUGUUAAAAAUAAAGGUUGGUCAUCAUUUUAUCCAAGCUUGACUGUGGUACAGCAUGGCAUUCCAUGUUGUGAAAUUCAUAUUGGUGACGUAUGUCUACCUCCUGGACACCCUGAUGCCAUUAAUUUUGAUGAUUCAGGUGUUUUUGAUACAUUUAAAAGCUAUGACUUCACACCUAUGGACUCUUCUGCAGUUUAUGUUUUGAGUAGUAUGGCUCGCCAGCGCCGUGCAUCUUUGUCUUGUGGAGGACCUGGUAGCGCUCAAGAAUUUGCCGGCUCUGAAUUCAGUAAAAGCUGUGGUUCACCUGGGCCAUCACAGCUCUCCUCUGAUUCUCUGUAUGCUAAAGCUGUCAAAAGCCACAGCUCAGGGACUGUGAGUGCCACUUCUCCUAAUAAGUGCAAAAGACCAAUGAAUGCCUUCAUGCUUUUUGCCAAAAAAUACAGAGUUGAAUAUACUCAGAUGUAUCCAGGGAAAGAUAACAGAGCCAUUAGUGUGAUCCUUGGUGACAGGUGGAAAAAAAUGAAAAACGAGGAAAGGAGGAUGUACACAUUAGAAGCAAAGGCUUUGGCUGAAGAACAGAAGCGUUUAAAUCCUGACUGUUGGAAAAGGAAAAGAACCAAUUCAGGCUCUCAACAACAUUGAACCUGAUGCUUGCAUUUUUAAAUCUGUACCUGCCUAAGUACUGACUCUGGAUGGAAAAGCCUGGAAGACCUUGGUCUCACUGAUUGUCCUGAAUUUGAGUGACCAUAAGAUACUGAUAGCAUUGAGUCCUGAAAUGAUUUAAUGAGUGAGGAUUUGCUUUCUCCAUUAGAGCAUUAAGUAAGCUACAACUAUCAACAUUGUAAACCAAAUUGCCUUAUUUUCCUUCCAAACUUCAUAUAUGUCUAUCAGGUAAUAUAGGCUUGAAAAUUGAUAUCCUGUGGUGCUAAAGUACAGUAGAAAGAAAGAUGUGUAUACAUGUUUUAUUUUAAAUUGUACGAAGGGGAAUUAAAAAAAUAUGUAACUGCUGUUUUAUACAUCAGCUCCUUACUGCUUAUUAAUCUGUAUUGUACCCACGAUAUCAGGAAUGAAGCAGAAGCUGGCCUUUUCAUGAGUAGCCAUCACAUGGCCCAGCAUCUGUGCCAAACACAGUCGCUUCUAGUCUGGCCAGUGCCAAGAGACAAUAUAACAUGGCAGGUAGAUGGUGUCAUUGUCCUAGCUAAAAGAGCCACCUGCUUCAGAUACCACGGGCAUGUGCUGAGUGGAUGCACCAGGGGGCAGCACUCCUCCAUGAUUUCCAGUGGGGGCCAAACCUGACCGAGUUGGUGCAGUUGGUUAAUAGCAUUGGGAUAGUCACUGUAAUGGUGCUGUUGACAGUCGACACCAUUGUAUUUUAACAUGUUCUCUCUCCUCAGCCACACAUGGACAUCUGUUUGUCACCGUUCUCUAUGGUGGGGCAGACUUUGCACUUACUGAAGUGCGACCCUUGCACUUUACUUCCCUCAGCUUCUAAACUAGCGCAAGGGCUGUGGCAGGACAGUUGCUGCUGCUCUGAGCUACAAUCAUGGCUUCUCAUGUUACUUACCAAGUGGUAUUUUUGGUUAGGAAUCACAGCUGUAAAAUUGAUUUCAGUUCAUUACACUUCUUCAACAUGUUGCCCCUCAAUUUUGCACACUAUAUUCUUGUAUAUUAUUUGAAAUAAAAUGAAAGAAAAAAUUCUGA
This is a messenger RNA of Peromyscus leucopus (white-footed mouse), 2730 nucleotides long. It is a transcript of the gene Hbp1, whose product is annotated as HMG-box transcription factor 1. The transcript is spliced from 11 exons. Lineage: Eukaryota; Metazoa; Chordata; Mammalia; Rodentia; Cricetidae. Gene Ontology annotation, biological process: regulation of transcription by RNA polymerase II. The record is from RefSeq and is a predicted model, not a curated record. Bases 28 to 1671 code for a protein of 547 amino acids. Gene Ontology annotation, cellular component: nucleus. Gene Ontology annotation, molecular function: DNA-binding transcription factor activity, RNA polymerase II-specific; RNA binding; RNA polymerase II cis-regulatory region sequence-specific DNA binding.